Messenger RNA from Ceratosolen solmsi marchali, 1851 nucleotides. It is a transcript of the gene CCT1, whose product is annotated as chaperonin containing TCP1 subunit 1. Gene Ontology annotation, molecular function: ATP-dependent protein folding chaperone; ATP hydrolysis activity; ATP binding. The transcript is spliced from 10 exons. Lineage: Eukaryota; Metazoa; Arthropoda; Insecta; Hymenoptera; Agaonidae. The record is from RefSeq and is a predicted model, not a curated record. The coding region runs from base 123 to 1799 and encodes 558 amino acids. Gene Ontology annotation, biological process: protein folding.
CAUUGUUAUUUAUUCGGCUUAGAGGAGCACGCGGCUAUUCUAACGUUAACAACACUUCAGUUGCUUCACUACGUUUCAACGACUUUUAUUAAUUGCAGUGAAUACGAUAAAAUAACGAAGAAAUGUCGACAGUAGCAAGUGCUUUAGCUAUUACCGGAACGCGUCAAUCCGGCGCUCCCGUUCGUUCACAAAAUGUAAUGGCUGCAUUAGCUAUCGCCAAUAUAAUUAAAAGUUCUCUUGGACCAGUUGGUCUUGACAAGAUGCUUGUCGACGAUAUUGGCGACGUUACAAUUACAAAUGAUGGAGCGACGAUUCUGCGACUUCUAGAGGUAGAACAUCCAGCUUCGAGAGUUCUCGUGGAACUGGCACAAUUGCAGGAUGAGGAAGUUGGAGACGGUACUACCUCGGUUGUGAUUGUGGCAGCAGAAUUACUUAAAAAUGCGGAUGAACUUGUUAAAAAUAAGAUUCAUCCAACUUCGGUGAUCAGUGGUUAUAGAUUAGCUUGCAAGGAGGUCUGUAAGUAUAUACAAGAGCAUUUAACAGUGAGCGUUGAAGAACUUGGCAAAGAUUGUUUAAUAAAUGUUGCUAAAACUGCAAUGUCCAGUAAAAUUAUAAAUGCUGAUUCUGACUUUUUCGGCAACAUUGUCGUAGAGGCUGCGAAUGCAGUUAAAGUGAGCGAUGGCAAAGGCGGAUUUAUAUAUCCAAUAAAAGCUGUUAACGUGCUGAAAGCUCACGGUAAAAGUGUACGGGAUUCCGUCAUCAUUUCAGGCUACGCUCUAAACUGCACAGUAGCUUCGCAAGCAAUGGUUAAGAAGAUCGUAAAUGCCAAAGUGGCGUGUUUAGAUUUUUCACUGAUGAAAACUAAAUUGAUGCUGGGUAUAGAAGUACUUAUUAAUGACCCGGAGAAACUGGAUGGUAUUCGUCAGCGCGAGUUGGACAUAACAAAAGAAAAUGUACAAAGAAUUUUAGCCUCCGGUGCUAACGUUAUACUCUGCACCGGCGGUAUCGAUGAUCUGUGUCUUAAGUACUUUGUGGAUGCUGGUGCAAUGGCUGUGCGCAGAUGUAAAAAAGUGGACUUAAAACGUAUCGCUAAAGCUACCGGUGCACAAUUCUUGACGUCUCUUACUAAUAUGGAGGGUGAAGAGAGCUUCCAGGCCAGUUUCCUAGGCGAAGCUGCCGAAGUGUCUAUAGAAACAUUCUGCGACGAUGAGCUCAUCGUUAUUAAAGGACCAAAGUCCAGGACGGCAAGUUCCAUUAUUUUACGUGGUCCGAACGAUUAUUAUUGUGACGAAAUGGAACGUUCUAUACAUGACGCAUUAUGUGCUGUGAAGCGAGUCCUCGAAAGUAAACGCGUCGUUGCUGGAGGCGGCUGUGUCGAAGCGGCUCUCUCCAUUUAUUUGGAAAAUUUUGCUACUACAGUGAGCUCCCGGGAACAGCUUGCAAUAGCCGAGUAUGCAAAAUCACUUUUGGUCAUCCCCAAGACUUUGGCUGUUAAUGCGGCGCAGGACGCCACGGAUCUCGUAGCCAAGCUAAGAGCUUAUCACAAUUCCAGUCAAGUUGUCGUAGAUCACGCCAACUUAAAAUGGGUUGGACUCGAUCUAAUUGAAGGCACAAUUAGAGAUAACAAGAAGGCGGGAGUUUUGGAACCAGCUAUCUCUAAAAUUAAAUCCCUCAAAUUCGCUACCGAAGCUGCCAUCACAAUCUUAAGAAUCGAUGACAUGAUCAAGCUGGACUCAGUCAAAUCUGGCAAAGACUCGUCGUAUCAAAAUGCUAUGGAAUGCGGCCAACUCGAAGGAUGAAAUUAAUUUAUAUGUAUCGAAUGAUUAUCACUCAUAAUAUUACUAUUAUUAU